GUGAUCGAUCUAAUGGUUGUUGAUGAAGAUGUGGCAAAACCAUCUCUCAUCUCUGAGGAUGAAAAAAUCAUCGAAACAGCUAAAUCAAUAGUUUUCAGAAUUAAUGAUGAUGUAUUAAGGAUUAUCUUUAAACAUGUUAUUUAA
Racocetra persica is the source of this 144-nucleotide messenger RNA. The record is from the annotation of a GenBank genome assembly. NCBI's taxonomy places the organism in Eukaryota, Fungi, Glomeromycota, Glomeromycetes, Diversisporales, Gigasporaceae.